Messenger RNA from Phytophthora nicotianae INRA-310, 273 nucleotides. RefSeq lists its product as hypothetical. The record is from RefSeq and is a predicted model, not a curated record. Lineage: Eukaryota; Oomycota; Peronosporomycetes; Peronosporales; Peronosporaceae. The transcript is spliced from 3 exons. Bases 1 to 273 code for a protein of 90 amino acids.
AUGCCAAUACGACAUAAAGAGAGCAAGCUCCGCUCGCUUCAGGACGAUCUACGCAAGUUCAAGUUAGCCUCCAGGAAGUUCCAGAGCGACAAUAAUGUCACGAUUUUCGACCGGUACCCGUCAGUAAAGGCGUACCUGGACGCUGAGGCCACCACCAUGAAGAGUCCCGCCUUCGGAAAGCACGGCCUGCUCAAGAAUUUGCACACUCCGCUGCCCACCAUGCUACCAACGAAAGACAAAGAUGAUGGCGGUAGCGGUUUGAUGAUCGCGUGA